This is a messenger RNA of Oncorhynchus nerka (sockeye salmon), 1401 nucleotides long. RefSeq names its product T-box-containing protein TBX6L-like. Gene Ontology annotation, biological process: positive regulation of DNA-templated transcription; regulation of transcription by RNA polymerase II; cell fate specification. The transcript has 9 exons. Bases 1 to 1401 code for a protein of 466 amino acids. The record is from RefSeq and is a predicted model, not a curated record. NCBI's taxonomy places the organism in Eukaryota, Metazoa, Chordata, Actinopteri, Salmoniformes, Salmonidae. Gene Ontology annotation, molecular function: DNA-binding transcription factor activity, RNA polymerase II-specific; RNA polymerase II cis-regulatory region sequence-specific DNA binding. Gene Ontology annotation, cellular component: nucleus.
AUGCAGUCCAUCAGAGACAUGAAGUCCAACUUUAGUACUCCGUCGUCGUCUAUUCCCGGUGGUCCCGAUGCUUAUCGCCAAGGCAACAUCAAGAUGACUCUGGAGAACCCAGAACUCUGGAAGUCCUUCCAUGAAAUAGGAACAGAGAUGAUUAUCACUAAACCAGGCAGGAGAAUGUUUCCACACUGUAAAAUCAACCUUUCUGGACUAAUUCCAUGUUCCAAGUACAUCUUGUUGGUUGACAUGGUACCUGUGGAUGGUUUCAGGUAUAAGUGGAAUAAGGAGAAAUGGGAAGUGACUGGGAAGGCGGAGCCGCAGCCUCCUUGUCGUACGUACCUGCACCCAGACUCUCCGGCCCCUGGGAGCCACUGGAUGAAACAGUCAGUGUCCUUCCUCAAGCUCAAGCUCACCAACAACACUCUGGACCAACAUGGCCAUAUCAUUUUGCAUUCCAUGCACUGCUAUCAGCCGCGCUUCCACAUUGUCCAGGCAGACGACAUGUACAGUGUAUGCUGGAGUGUCUUCCAGACCUUCACCUUCUCUGAGACCACCUUCACCUCGGUCACCGCUUACCAGAACACUAAGAUAACAAAGCUGAAGAUUGACCACAACCCAUUUGCGAAAGGCUUCCGAGACGAAGGAACUAAUACAAAAAAGCAUGCUAACAGAAUCCCAGCCUCAACAGAGAAAAAAACAAAGGAAAUGGAUUAUCUAAGCAAAGACUCAUAUGAGGACAGCCCUUCAAGCUUACACAUGUCAUCAUAUGAGGGAUACGAAGGGGAGCGGGCAGAACUCACUGAGAGAAAAGAGGAGGAAGUGGUGAAAGAGGAGCACUACUCCCCUUGGGGGCCUGAGAGGGAGCAUGGACACCACGGCCAGACAGACACACCCCCUGGACCCGGCGUCAGGGACAUGUACAAUGCAGAGCAGCUAGUACCAGACCCAGCUUCAUACCAGCCAAACAGGUUCCAUAAAUACGGGAGGUCUCCAUCUCCCUCCUCCAACCUGGGCAGCAGCAAUGGCGGUUCUGGACGGGCCAGCUUUGAGUCCAGAGUCCCUGAUGUAGCCACAGUCCCAGAGCAUGAGGCCCCCAAGCCCUCUGUUCAUGAGAUUACACCAUCUCCCUGUGGCCCGCAGCCCCUUGCAGGACAUCAUCCGGACUACACAGGUGUGCUCAACAUGGCCCAAGCAGGCAAGCCAGGGGUCCUCAGCCACCACAUCUACAGCCCUUAUGGCACAGAGAAGACCCUGGGCCAGUGGAGCGGCCCCAGCCAUACCCAGUACCCUCCCCCUCACCACCUACCCACUGACUACAGUACCCCGGCUGUGCACCACGGAUAUCACCAUGGCAACGUGGCUGAGUGGAGCCAGUACCCACUCUUCUCCUACUCAUGCUGGUGA